Lachancea sp. 'fantastica' is the source of this 1236-nucleotide messenger RNA. The record is from the annotation of a GenBank genome assembly. Lineage: Eukaryota; Fungi; Ascomycota; Saccharomycetes; Saccharomycetales; Saccharomycetaceae.
AUGUAUGUGUCCUACACUGUCAAAGAUCGUUUUAUCAAGAUGACAGCUAACAAAGAUAUCUCAAAACUAGGAAUAUGUACGCAACUCACGCUGGUGGGAAGAAACCCUGAACUGCAGCACGGAUUUGUUAAUCCGCCAUUGUACAAGGGCUCUACAGUCAUUCACACAACUUUGGAUGGCCUUGAGAACAAAAGGGAAAAGUUCUUCUAUGGGACUGCGGGCACCCCAAGCAUCGAAAACCUUGAAAACGCAUGGACCCACUUAACGGGAGCCGCAGGCACUCUUUUGUCCCCAUCAGGCCUUGGAUCGAUCGCGCUGGUGCUUUUGAGCGUAGUGAAGGCAGGAGACCACAUCUUGAUCUCCGAUAGUGUGUACCAGCCCACCAGACACUUGUGCGAUGGUCUGCUGGCGAAAUUCAAGGUUACUACUGAAUACUACGACCCGCUAAUCGGUGUCGGUAUCGAAAGGCUAAUCAGACCCAACACAUCGCUUAUCUUCCUGGAAAGUCCGGGAUCCCAAACCAUGGAGGUCCAGGACGUACCGGGUAUUGCUAAAGUGGCCAAGAAACACGGUGUCAAGACUGCCCUGGACAACACCUGGGCCACACCGCUCUUUUUCAAAGGCCACGCCUACGGAGUCGAUAUUAUAAUCGAAGCAGGCACGAAAUAUGUCGGAGGGCACUCGGAUCUGCUUCUUGGGCUGACCUCAGCAAACGCAGAAAGCUUCCCUGCGCUACGCGAUACCUACGAGGCAUUGUCCAUGUUGCCAGGUGCUGAAGACUGUUUGGCAGCAUUGAAAGGACUGCGGUACCUAAAACUAAGAGUAAAAGAAGCCGAGCGCAAAGCGUUGUUCUUGGCAAAGUGGUUGAAGAGCAGACCAGAGGUUCUCAAGGUUCUACAUCCGGCACUCGAAGACUGUCCUGGUCACGAAUAUUGGGCACGUUAUUUCGAAGGUUCUACCGGUGUCUUCACUAUACUAUUGCGUGAGGGGUAUAGCAGGAAGAACUUCGAGGCCAUGCUUGAGAAAACAAGUGUCUUCAAGCUCGGCCUCUCGUGGGGUAGCUAUGAGUCACUUCUGACAAGCGUCAAUCCUGUCUCCUACAGGACUGCGACAGUUUGGGACCACAAAGGAUAUGCAGUCAGACUUCAAGUGGGAAUGGAAGAUCAAGAUGAUUUGCAGCGCGAUCUUGAACUCGCGUUGGAUCGUUUAUCUGCGCUCCCAAAGUCCCGCUUGUGA